Messenger RNA from Diuraphis noxia (Russian wheat aphid), 945 nucleotides. Its product is annotated as myrosinase 1-like. Gene Ontology annotation, biological process: carbohydrate metabolic process. NCBI's taxonomy places the organism in Eukaryota, Metazoa, Arthropoda, Insecta, Hemiptera, Aphididae. Gene Ontology annotation, molecular function: beta-glucosidase activity. The record is from RefSeq and is a predicted model, not a curated record.
UGUAGGGUUUAAUUGAUAGCCAGACUCCAGUUAAGAAAUAUAUUGAUAUUUAUCCAUUUGAAAAGMGACAUUUUAUUAAGAAUUAUUGCAGUGUUCUUGCACAAUUCAAUGACAUUCAAUAUUCAAAUGAURAAAAUUACGUUCUUACUUGUAAUUUUUAUUAUUUCUCAUGUAAAUUCAAUGGAUUAUAAAUUUCCAAAUGACUUUAUGUUUGGUACUGCAACUGCUGCUUAUCAAAUAGAAGGAGGCUGGAAUGAAGAUGGAAAAGGAGAAAAUAUCUGGGAUCAUCUGGUUCAUACUAGUCCGGAAUUAAUAAGAGAUAGAACAAAUGGAGAUAUUGCCUGCGAUUCCUACCACAAGUAUAAAGAAGAUGUAGCAUUAGCAAAAAAUUUAAAUGUGAAAUUUUAUCGUUUUUCCAUAUCAUGGGCUCGAAUAGCACCAUCGGGAGAAAUGAAUAAAUUAAAUCAAAAAGGAAUAGCAUACUAUAAUCRUAUUAUUGAUGAACUUAUUGAAAAUAAUAUAAUGCCAAUUGUAACAAUGUAUCAUUGGGAUCUACCACAAUAUCUACAAGAUCUUGGUGGUUGGGUGAAUCCAAUCAUGUCAGAUUACUUUAAGGAAUAUGCAAGAGUGUUGUUUACUUAUUAUGGAGACAGAGUAAAAUGGUGGAUUACAAUUAAUGAACCAUUAGAGGUUUCCACUGGUUAUGCUUUUAAUUCUUUUGCACCAUACUUACGUUUAAAUAAUGCUGGGUAUUAUUUGGCUGGUCAUACACAACUUAUUGCCCAUGGAAAAGCUUAUAGGUUGUAUGAAGAGAUUUUUAGAUCUACUCAACAAGGAAAAAUAAGCAUUUCAAUAAGUGGAUUAUUUUACUUGCCAAAAAAUGCUGAUUCACUAGAUGAUAUAAAUACUGCUGAGAGAGCCAAUCAAUUUGAAGUAAUAGAAUAA